AGGCGCGUUGCGCUCAGUGUGAGGCGAGCCACCGAGCGGUGAGGUAGUAGGAGCGGAGGAGAGACCGUUAGUGCGCCACUCCCGCCUUCGGUGCCUGAUUAGGCUAUCCCCGUCUUGCGCUCUAGCUGCAGUCACCGUCGCCAGGCCCGGCACAAGCCACCAUGGCUGAUCAACUGACAGAGGAGCAGAUUGCAGAAUUCAAGGAAGCCUUUUCACUAUUUGACAAGGAUGGAGAUGGUACUAUAACGACGAAAGAAUUGGGGACAGUGAUGAGGUCACUUGGGCAGAAUCCAACAGAGGCUGAACUACAGGAUAUGAUCAAUGAAGUAGAUGCAGAUGGCAAUGGGACAAUUGACUUCCCAGAAUUUUUGACAAUGAUGGCAAGAAAAAUGAAGGAUACAGACAGUGAAGAGGAAAUUAGAGAAGCAUUCCGUGUAUUUGAUAAGGAUGGUAAUGGUUAUAUUAGUGCUGCAGAACUCCGCCAUGUGAUGACAAAUCUUGGAGAGAAGUUAACAGAUGAAGAAGUUGAUGAGAUGAUUAGAGAAGCAGAUAUUGAUGGUGAUGGUCAAGUAAACUAUGAAGAGUUUGUACAAAUGAUGACAGCAAAGUGAAGACACUGUACAGAAUGUGUUAAAUUUCUUGUACAAAUUGUUUAUUUGCCUUUUUUCUCUGUUUGUAACUUAUCUGUAAAAGGUUUUUCCCCCUACUGUCAAGAAAAUAUGCAUGUAUAGUAACAAACUCAUUCCUCCAUGUUUUCCCCUUUAUCUGUCAUCCUGAUAUUUUGGGAAAAUGAUCAAAGUAACAAAUGUUUGCAUGUGGCUUACUCUGGAUAUUUAAGCCCUUCAGCACUUCUAAAGCUAGAUGGUGUUGGUCAAAUGAGGGAACAUCUAGGUUAUGCCUGUUUAAAAAUUAGUUCUUUUAGGAAACUUAGCAUGUUGUUGAAAUGUAGUCUUAACUCUGUGUGGACUAUGGACAGUCAACAAUAUGGAACUUAAAAGUUUGCACUAUUGCAAAACGGGUGUAUUAUCCAGGUACUCGUACACUAUUUUUUUUUGUACUGCUGGUUCUGUACCAGAAGACAUUUUCUUCUAUGGUUACUAUGCUUUUAAAACUUUUGUUCAGCCACUUAUUUUCAAAAGAAUCUGCUUAUGGCACAACUUGCCUCAAAUCCAUUCCAAGUUGUAUAUUUGUUUUCCAAUAAAAAAUUACAAUUAACCCA
Messenger RNA from Hemicordylus capensis (graceful crag lizard), 1219 nucleotides. RefSeq names its product calmodulin 2 (gene CALM2). The record is from RefSeq and is a predicted model, not a curated record. NCBI's taxonomy places the organism in Eukaryota, Metazoa, Chordata, Lepidosauria, Squamata, Cordylidae. Gene Ontology annotation, molecular function: calcium ion binding. The transcript is spliced from 6 exons. Bases 162 to 611 code for a protein of 149 amino acids.